UAGUUCAACCAAUCGUCACCGAUUCCGGACGUCUGCUGUUGUAAGAGGAAAAUUUGUUUUCUGCUCAUUCUUGACAGCCCACUUGAAACCGGGCUUCAGAUUAAAGUUAAUGUAGCAAACUAGACAUUUAGCCCCGCACGUCGACGCUACAAAGUCUGAUUGGGAUGUUAUCAUGGAGGAAGACAAUCAUCAUGACGGAGAGGCACAAGGAGUGAAGAUCUGUGAUCCCCCGUCUGGGAGCAAUCCAUCUGCUGACAAUUUGGCGACAUCUCUGUCCCUCCUGGGGAAUCACAUGUUUCCCGAUCAAGUGGUGAGAAGUGAUUCUGGCAUCAUUAAAAGAGACCGGGAUGAAAAUGUGCAUCUGUCAGAUGCUACAGCAGAGGAACCCAGUCAGGAUCCAGAACCUCCUUCUGACCCAGAGCCAAAGGUAGAGACUGACGAUACACAAAACCCUGAGUGUGAGAAGGAGUCCGCACAGCUGACCGACGGAGGGACUGAGGGGGCUGCGAUGGACAAUGGCCAGAGCGACUCCGGGGAGUUUGUUGUUACAGUGCUGGCCAAAGCCAAGCUGGAGGAGCAAGGCCUAGGUGUAAAGGGGAGAUCUUCCCCCCUGUUGGAGGCGGGCAUCCAGGAAUCUCCUGCAUUCAUAUCUCAUCGUGAUGAGGAUGUCACAGCUGACAGCUGGCGGCAGCACAGGAAGCAUGUUUUUGUACUCAGCGAAGCCGGCAAGCCCAUUUAUUCCCGAUAUGGCAGCGAAGAGGCACUUUCAUCAACAAUGGGAGUCAUGAUGGCACUGGUGUCUUUUGUCCAAAGUAGUGAUAAUAUCAUCCGUUCAGUGUAUUCAGAUGGACACACUGUGGUGUUCCUGCAGAAAGGGCCCCUGGUGCUGGUGUGCGUGUCCAGCAGCCGCCAGUCGGAGCAGCAGCUGCGUGGAGAGCUGCUCUAUGUGUAUUAUCAGAUUAUCAGUAUGCUCACCCAGGCCAGCAUUUCCCGCAUCUUCGAACACAAGAAGAACUACGACCUCAGAAGACUCCUGGCGGGCUCCGAAAAGAUCCUGGACGGCCUUCUCAACCUGGUGGAUUCGGACCCCAGCUUCCUGCUGGCCGCAGUGCACUGCCUGCCUCUGACCUCCUCUCUCAGGGACUCUCUCAGUCAGAUCCUACAGAAAGCUAUCACGCCCAAUCUGGUUUUCUCCAUCCUCAUCGCUAAGAACCAGCUGCUAACCAUCAUUCAGGAGAAGACGGUCAUCGAGGACACGAGGCUGGAGCCGGCCGACGUCCACCUUCUGCUCAACCUCAUCGGAGCGUCCUCAGCCUUUCAGGCUGGGGAGAUCUGGACUCCCAUCUGCCUCCCGCUCUUCAACCCUGACUGUUACUUUUAUGCAUACAUUUCUUACCUGGACCCUCCGGAGUGCACUGUGUGUUUGCUGCUGCUCUCGACAGACAAGGAGGCUUUCUACGCCGUGGCUGAAUGCAAGAGGAAGAUAGAGGAGGCCAUGGUGGCCCAGAACUCCCUGAGCCUCAUAGCCAAAGCCCAGUCCUACAGCGUGAGCCAGGUUGGCGUCUCAGACCUCAGACACUUCAUGUACAAGCCCUUUGACGUGCCGGACAACUACCGGCAGCUCACUCAGUUCACCAGCCCAGAGAUGGAGGCUCCAUACAGCAGUGAGGAGGAGAAAAUGCGACUCCUGGAUCUUUAUCGCUACAUGCACAGCCGCAUCCAUAGCACCUCACGACCCCUCAAGCUCAUCUACCACGUUGCUGAGAGGGAAACUCUGCUGGCUUGGGUGACCAGUAAAUUUGAGCUGUACACCUGCUUCAGCCCCCUGGUGACAAAGACUUGUGCCAUUACUGCCAUCACUAAGCUUUUGAGAUGGAUUAAGAAGGAGGAGGACCGUCUCUUCAUUAGAUACCCCGCUAAGUAUUCAACUACUCCAAACCCCAGCAAAAGCUCUAAAGGGGGCAAAUCUGACCAGCAGGACUCCACGGAUAAUGGUUUCUUAUCUCUUCUAUAGAACUCCGAUAGCAUUAAAAUAGCUCUGCCUCAUUCAACACUAGUUUGUACACUGGUCCCAAGACAUUUUUAAACCUUCUUUGGAUCCUUGCUGGACUUGGCAGACACUGACUACAAGAAUUGAGCAGUAUCUUUUACACUACUUAAGGAGGACGGCUCUCCAGGACUAUUCCUUUACCUAAAAAAACGAGAGCAUGCCAUUGCAUCUGUGCUUUCACUCAGAAAGGGUCAGGGCAGAGCUGCAUUAGCACAUUUUAAUUUGAACUAUGGUAGGAAACAGUGACAUGAUAUUUAAAUGUUUUUAUAUUGUUUUAUUACAGCAACAUGAGCUAUUUCUGUUCUCUCACGGACAGUGAAUGUAUCACGCAUACAGGUAGUCAAUACGCCACAACUAUUUAUUGUUUGUUGUGUCAGUUAAUAGGAGAACACUUUAGUACUACCUUUUUCAACACUAGUUCACAGACGUUUCUUUUCUUCUUCGGAAAAGAAACCCUACUGUUUAAAACAGAAUCUUAGGAGGAACAAAAGUCUUUUCUGUAGAAGCGGCCCAAAACUGGAAAACCAACUACUGGAGCUGUCAAAAGGAAGAGGCCUGUACGAAUGAGCGAAGCCACCCCCGCAAAGAAAUGUGGAAACAUGACGUUUCAUAUUGUACUGACAUUUCUACUCAAAUGACGACGUGGUCACGGGUUUUAUUCAUGUUACAUUUCCUGAAAAAAAGAAAGAAUCUCAUCCCGGUCAUCGUUCAUGUUAAUGUUUUCUGUGUAAGAUGUCUUUCUUGAGAAGAUUCUUCAGAUAAAAAGAUGCUGCUGAGCUCAUGAAGUGUUUUUCUGCAAAAUCAUCUCAGCCAACGAAGUGAGUACAGGGGACUUUGGAGUUUUGAAUAAUAGUUUUCUAAAUAUGGUCUAUAUAGGGUAGCCUUAUCUUUAUCCCCUCUGAUGGAUUCCCUUUCAGUUCAAGUCCUACAGUGUCUCUGUGGUAAUAUCAAAUAAACCCCAGAUUGCACAAUUACAGCUACAGCUCUCCUAAUUUGAUGGUGUUUCUGUCAGAAAUAAAAAACAUGAACACCUUAUUUGGCGAUUGUAUUUUUAUAUUUGCUAGGCUGAAGAAACUAAUGUUUUAGAAAAAACAGAAGUGCAAACAUUUGAUUGGGACUUCCACUUUACGGAACAACUCCUGUCCCACCAGCUCCGUGUAGAUAAUCAGCUUCUCCUCAAAGUGUGCACACAUACUGUUGAUCGAAGUAUUGAUUUUUGUUUCCGUUCUUGGGCGUCCCAGUUUCACACUAAAGACCUAGUUCGAGUUCCACCCUCAGAGGAAAAGAAAAACUUUAAGUACUCCAUGCAAGAGGCAUUAAUAUGGCUUUUAAUAGUAACAGGUCAAAUCAAUAUUUCUUCGUCUCGGUGAUUUUCAAAGGACACAUGCCUAAAUUAUAGUACCACAUUAGUAAUUGACACAUUAUCCACAAUAUGUCCCACUGCAACUCCCAUUUAAAAAAGGUAGCAUUAGGUACGGUUUUUUAUUUGGAAGUUUGAGCUUUCAUUGACCUCUUAAACAGUCACUGGUGGGUUUUUUUCUGUGUUUGGUGACUCAAAUCUAUGCAGCAUGUUGCUUAUUUCUCAUUAAAUAUUUACCAUCUCAACCAGCUGACAAUGGGUUAUAUGUUAAUGAGAGAGGCUGCAAAGGUCAGCCCAGA
Messenger RNA from Menidia menidia (Atlantic silverside), 3709 nucleotides. Lineage: Eukaryota; Metazoa; Chordata; Actinopteri; Atheriniformes; Atherinopsidae. The record is from the annotation of a GenBank genome assembly.